AAAUCUAAUCAAUAGUGAUAAUUCCAUUACGAUUAAUGAAAUUAAUACACCUACUAUAAAUACUGCAAGUGAAAUUUAUGAAACAAGUAAUAGUUUUAUGGACGGAAUUGAACAAAAAUAUGCAAGACUACAUCAAGUUUUAAGCGAG
Racocetra fulgida is the source of this 148-nucleotide messenger RNA. The record is from the annotation of a GenBank genome assembly. Lineage: Eukaryota; Fungi; Glomeromycota; Glomeromycetes; Diversisporales; Gigasporaceae.